GUCAAUUCUCAGUUUAGUUACACCGGUUUAAAGUACGAUACGAUUCAAAUAUGAUUUUGAAAGUUUGGGGUCCUGGUUGGGGAUGUCCAUCUAUAGAUGCUAACUCUCUAAUUUUGAUGUCUAUAAAUAAAAUAUGUGGCAAUCAUAUAAUUGUGGAUCAUUCAAAUAUAACUUUUGACGCUAUUUUUAAUAAAAUACCAAUGCUAAUUCAUGGGAAAAAAUCUAUAUUUUUAAAUAUAAAUUUUAUUAUAAAUCAUUUUAAGAAACAAAAUAUAGACUCAGAUACUCUUACCGAUUUUGAAAUAUUGCUUGAUUCUGAAUCUUUUAUCAACUAUAUUUGUCAAAGUUUAUAUCCAGCAAUAAUUUAUACCCUAUGGAUAGACGAUGUCAAUAAUAAAGAAUGUACAAGGCCAGCAUAUGCCAAAAAUAUAAAAGCACCUCUGGGGAUUUAUGUUUUGAAUAGAAUGAAUAAUGGAUACAAAGCGCUACUAGCCGGACUCUUUUCAUUAAACUAUAAAGCCUUGGACAUUAAUGACCAAAAAUUUAAAGAUAUGGUUUAUGAAAAUGCAAUCGUAUGUUUAAAAGCCUUAUCCAAACGCCUUGAAGAGAAUGAAUUUCUUUUGGGAAACCCUUAUCCGACGAAAGUAGAUACCUACAUGUAUGCCAAUUUAGCUAUACUUUAUUAUGCACCCUUGAAAAAUGCGGAACUAAAAUCGCAUCUUUUAUCCUUGCCAAAUCUCGUUUCUUAUGUGCAAAGGUUUACUCAGAUCUAUUUUAACAAUACCACCGAUUCUACAUUUGAUGCCUUUAGUAAGCAAGAAUCAGAAUGGCCUAACAAAAAAAGAGAUAAAAUUUUAUGGGGAAUUUUUAUUAUGACUUCUAUUACUACCUACGCCUUUUUAUCAGGUAUAAUCAAAAUCGAAUAUGUGUAAUAAAUCAGCAAAUCGUUGUUCCGAAAAAGUUUCAAAGCCAAAUGAUAUCAAUAAUUAAAUAAUUACCACACAAUAUUAAUAACCUAGAGUUUCGAGG
Molecule: messenger RNA, 1029 nt
Organism: Gordionus sp. m RMFG-2023
Lineage: Eukaryota; Metazoa; Nematomorpha; Gordioida; Chordodea; Parachordodidae
Product: metaxin-1-like
Exons: 9
Coding region: 51-932 (293 amino acids)
Biological process (GO): mitochondrion organization
Cellular component (GO): SAM complex; cytoplasm
Source: RefSeq, a predicted model, not a curated record